Messenger RNA from Neltuma alba, 1455 nucleotides. RefSeq names its product cationic peroxidase 1-like. Lineage: Eukaryota; Viridiplantae; Streptophyta; Magnoliopsida; Fabales; Fabaceae. Gene Ontology annotation, molecular function: heme binding; peroxidase activity. The transcript is spliced from 6 exons. Gene Ontology annotation, biological process: hydrogen peroxide catabolic process; response to oxidative stress. The coding region runs from base 1 to 1455 and encodes 484 amino acids. The record is from RefSeq and is a predicted model, not a curated record.
AUGUAUAAAUAUCAUAUCAUUGAAGUUAGAAGGGAACUGAAAGGGAAACCUGGCGCAGUUGGUGGACAUGCUGAUCUUGUAGGGGAUGAAAACUCUGCAGAGAGAAGGCAUAGCCUGAGCGAACUGAGGAUUGACUCCCGGGAACCUACCCGCAGCUACUUUGAGGCAGUUACAGACCGCACGGCGGUCCGGGGUGGUUCGAGCAGAGUUGACGGUGGUCCUCAUUCCGUCGCAGCACGCCUGCGGAGGACGGCCGCCAUUCUUGAGGUAACUGAGGCAUGGUGCCAGGUUGCCUUGCACUUGGCCACACGUAAUGGCCUCAGCCAUGGGUGGAGCCACCACCAGCACCACCAUGGCCAUGCACGCUGCAACCAUGAAGAGCCUCCCCAUCAUUUUCAAAAGAAACCACCAAAGCUGCAACCCAAUAUUGCUUUCUUUUGGUUUGUUGGUAAAUUGGCGCAGUGCGUGAGUGUGUGUGAGCAAAACAGCACCGAUCAGGAUAAUGUGGCGUCAACUACCUGCUGCUGCUUCUUCUUGUUGGUACUAUGCGUUAUUAAUGUUUCAGCUUAUGAAUUGUCGUCUGGUUAUUAUGCAUCCACAUGUCCUGCUGCUCUCCUCACCAUCAAAGCAGCGGUUUUGGGCGCUGUGCUGAAAGAGCCUCGCAUGGGAGCUUCCUUGCUUCGUCUCCAUUUCCACGACUGCUUCGUCCAAGGGUGCGAUGCGUCCAUUUUGCUGGACGACACGGCGAAUUUCACAGGUGAAAAAACCGCUUUUCCCAACGUGAAUUCCCUGAGGGGUUACGAGGUUAUAGACAACAUCAAAUCUGUUUUGGAGUUGAUGUGUCCUGGCGUUGUCUCCUGUGCUGACAUUGUCGCUGUUGCUGCCAGAGACUCUGUGGUUACACUGGGAGGACCAUCGUGGGACGUGAAACUGGGGAGAAAAGACUCGACCACAGCAAGUUUAAGUGAUGCUAAUAGGGAUUUGCCGGCUCCCUUUCUGGAUCUCAAUGGCCUCAUCGCUGCUUUCUCCAAAAAGGGAUUCACGGCCCAAGAAAUGGUUGCUUUGUCAGGAUCGCACACAAUAGGGGAAGCGAAGUGCGCAACUUUCAGGACGAGGGCUCACAACGACACCAACAUAGAGCCGUCGUUUGCAACAUCACUAAGAGACAGAUGUCCAAGCACAGGUGACGAUAGCAAUUUGUCACAUUUAGAUGUCACCACUCCCAACUUUUUCGACAACUCUUACUUCAGGAAUCUGGUGAACAAGAAGGGUCUCUUGCACUCAGACCAAGCACUCUUCGAUGGAGGCUCCUCAGAUUCCUUAGUCACAACUUACGUCUCCGAGCCUUGGCGUUUCAGAGCAGACUUUGCUGAUGCCAUGAUUAAGAUGAGUGAACUUAGCCCUCUAACUGGUUCCGAUGGCCAGAUCAGGAGAAAUUGCCGCAAACUCAAUUGA